AACUAAAGCUAGAUCUACAGGAGUCAAGUCAUCAUCAUCAACAUUCAUGAUUUUAGAAGGAAAAAAAAAAGGAAAAAACCCACUGUAAAUCAUUGCAAUUAAUCCGUACAAUACAAUUUUCAAGCAAUUUUCUUCAAAAUUCCUUAACCCACUUAUCAUCUGCCCCUUGUUUAGGCUCAAUUUUCGUUAUUUCCUCUCUCCUCUCACUUUUUCUCAGAGAAUAGUUCACUCUUUCUCUCUCCUCCUCUUCUCAAAGCUCUUGAGUGUGAGUUUUUUUUAAAGAUUAAGAUCCCUGAAAUCUGCCCCUAUUUUGUGUGUCUUUUUCUUGAAAGGUCGUUUUUUUUUUUAUUUGAGGGUUGUUGGAAAAAAAAUUAGGAUUUUUUUGGCACCAAUUUAAUACGACCCCUAAUUUUUAAGGGCAGGUUUAGUUAAAAGGGAGAACUGGGUUUUUGUUUUUUCUCAUUAAUCUCCCCUUUUAACCACCUUCUGGGUACUCUAAAUUUUUGUAAUUUGCUGGGAAUUUUGAUAUUUUUAGGACUAAAAAUCUAACAUUGAGGGUUUCUGCAAGUUUGAUCAGGGGCUUUUGGGGGAAUUUUAGUAUUUAAAUGGCUUUAUUUUGGUUUAUGUUAUGGUGUUUAACACCAAAUGGGUGCAUGAAAUUCAUGCCAUUUAUGUAAAAUUCUUUUUGAGGGUUUUGAUUGGAUUUGGUAAGUGGGUUUUGGGGAAUUUGAGCUUAGGUUGCUGAAUUGUUGGUUUUGCAAUGGAUUUAAAUGGUAACGAGUCAAAAACUAAGCCACUUAUUAGUAGCCUGAAGCCUGAAAAGGGAACAAUACAGGGGGUUUUGGGUAAGGGGGAAGAGGAUGAUGAAUCAAAGAGGUUGUUAUCGCCUCGAAACAGCGAAAAUUUGAAUGGUGAAUUGAAGACAAAGAAAGUUCAGUGGAAUGAUACUAAUGGUGGUAAUAAGCUUGCUGAAGUUGUGGAGUUUCAACCUAGUGAUGUGAGCGACAGUGAUGACGAUGAAGAUUCAGAUGCUUGCUUCUGUACAAUAAUGUAGAAUUUACAACACCAACAAUGCCAGCUUGUAGAUUCAUAUAAGUAGAUGUUAUUCUUACACUUAUCAAUCAGCAAUAUUCUGCUGGAAUAUAUUCCCCUGAGUUUGCCACUUCCUACUUGUGAUUCUUGAAUCAGAAGAUACUACUUUACCUUAUAACUGAACUCCAUCUAGAAUCUUGAUAUCAAGAUCACUGAAUUUGGGAAGCAUUCUUUUGCCCAUGGAAAUUUUUGCUCAUAGGCUAAGCUUGCUGCGCUUGCGUCAGUUGUCUAAUUUGACAGAGCUUAACUAACUUUACGGCUUUUGAGGGCAGAUGGAAAAUGUUAACAUCCACGGCGACACUUGCAGCAUGUCCUCCUAAACCGAGGUAGAUGCAGAAGAUGAGCUUUUGUAAGUUUUUAGAGUGUGUAUUCUUCUUACUUUUUUUUUUCCUGUCAGAAUGGUUCGUUCUAUUUGUUGUUCUGAAACGAAUUUCGAUAAUAUACAUCAUUAAUCCUGCUUGUAAGAAUGACACUAACAACAAAUUUAUGGAUCUCUUGUUUUCUCCUUC
Messenger RNA from Spinacia oleracea (spinach), 1601 nucleotides. RefSeq lists its product as uncharacterized. NCBI's taxonomy places the organism in Eukaryota, Viridiplantae, Streptophyta, Magnoliopsida, Caryophyllales, Amaranthaceae. Bases 761 to 1054 code for a protein of 97 amino acids. The transcript has 2 exons. The record is from RefSeq and is a predicted model, not a curated record.